CAUCAUAUGUCUUCUCUUUGUUUCCUCCUUGGGAGGAAGACAGUCAGGGUUCAGGGUACUUCUAUAAUCGACUCUGGGAGCAUUACACUUGUGUAGAUAAUUGAAGGAUUUUGUUGAACUCAGAUUAAGAAAUCAUGGCGGCACCCGAAGGACCUGUUUGUUAUCAAGGAGUUGUCAGACAAUCUGCAGCUUUUCGACUAAUGAAACAAAUGGUGUGUUGACAAAUGGCAAGUUGCAAUUUUGUACGUGUAGCUGUUUUUGGUGCCUUGCUUGUGCAUCUUCAGUCUUGGGCGUACCAUUUUGGAACAUCCAUUUUAUGCAUUGGUUGGGAAGAAGGUGAAGGCUUAGGAAAAGAUGGUCAGGGAAUCAAAGAGCAUGUUAAGGUUAAGAAGAAACAAGACACUACAGGUAUAGGUUUAGAUAAGGCAGCCAAUAACUGGACAUUCAAUACUACUGAAUUUGACAACAUAUUACAAAAAUUAAAAGUGCAAGUGGCAGGCUCAGAAGCAAAGGAAAAUGAAGAGAAACCAAAGGUGAAACAUAUAGAGACAAGUGAAGUUAGUAUCCCAGUACUAAAGACAGUCCGACCACAGGGAAGAUACAAGAAGAGAGAGAGGGGGAAGCUUGUGAGUGGAUACUCAGAGAAAGAGCUUCAGGAAAUUUUGGUAAGCUUUUGUGGAAGUCAAGCUGCAACUUCUGGAGUUCAGUCCUUUGGUGAAACACCAGAGAUAAAUGUUGUCAAAGAAGAAUCCGACUCUGGAGCACAGUUGGAUGAAAGUACAUUUGAAGAAGGCAGUGCAAAUCUCAACUCUACAUCUUCAGUGGUUUUGUCACAAAUAUCUAGAUAUCAAUCACCAGAAUGGUGGGGCCAUAAGUAUGGAUUUGUUUGGGGUGGUCUCCUUGGAUCAAAGCCUAAAUCCAAGAAAGAUACUAGACCAAAAGGAAGUCAGUCUGUCACAGCAAACGUUGUCCAAGGUUCAGCUUUAAGAACUACAUUUUGUGAACAGGACCAAGAAAACCUUUAUAAUCUUGUCCAGGACAAAGCUACAACAGGUAAACGGGGUCUUGGCAUUGGUGAUCGGCCCAAGAAAAUUGCGGGUGCUCAUUGGAAAGGACAAAAGGUUUCUUUUGAUUCAGAUAAUGACAAAGAGGGAGGUUCUGCUGAUGAUAGUGAUGUAAAACAGACUGUUGCAAAGAACAAUAGUUUAAAGCGUAAAAGGGAUGUUGACCUUGCAGAGAAUAAAGCAGUUCAGAUUCAAAAUGCCAUAUCUGCUAAUGAGGAUGAUGCUAGAAAAGAAACAGAGGUUGUUUCAGGGCCCAAGCUUAAGUUGAAGAGAAUAUGCAAGCAGCUGCUUCGGGAGGCUCCAGGUCAAUCAAUGAAGAUCAAAAACUUGAAGAAGUGUGUUGAGGCCCACUCAAGUUUCUUUUUUUCAGAGUUUUCUUGUAGGCGUGAUGCUGUUUCAUAUUUGACAAGAAAGCUCGAGAAAAACUCAAAAUUUGUUGUUGAUGGGAAAAAUGUGUCUCUUUCGAAGUGCAGUUGAGACAAUGCACUUCCGUUGCUGGUGGCGUAUUUAUCCUCAAUUCUUUACCAUUAUGCACGGACGUUUUUGGGAUUCCCAUUUGUUUCAGUAGAGCUCUCUAUUUUUCAACGUGCUAUCUGUAUAAUGUGGGAAGCAAUUCUUCCCUAGAUUUUGCCAUUUGCUUUAUAGAAUGAAUAAUUUUGUUUUUAAUUAUCUUGAAACUAAUUAAUUUCUGUAGUGCAUUAGCCUCUGUGUUUUGUACUCUUGUACCAACAUUUUAUUUCUAAAUGAAAUUUGAGAAAUAAUUUGUCCUGUUUUUUAGAA
Molecule: messenger RNA, 1844 nt
Organism: Cryptomeria japonica (Japanese cedar)
Lineage: Eukaryota; Viridiplantae; Streptophyta; Pinopsida; Cupressales; Cupressaceae
Product: G-patch domain-containing protein 1
Exons: 12
Coding region: 225-1541 (438 amino acids)
Biological process (GO): regulation of ribosome biogenesis
Cellular component (GO): nucleolus
Molecular function (GO): nucleic acid binding
Source: RefSeq, a predicted model, not a curated record